Brachypodium distachyon (stiff brome) is the source of this 1500-nucleotide messenger RNA. Its product is annotated as fructose-bisphosphate aldolase, chloroplastic. The coding region runs from base 106 to 1272 and encodes 388 amino acids. NCBI's taxonomy places the organism in Eukaryota, Viridiplantae, Streptophyta, Magnoliopsida, Poales, Poaceae. Gene Ontology annotation, cellular component: cytosol. The record is from RefSeq and is a predicted model, not a curated record. Gene Ontology annotation, biological process: fructose 1,6-bisphosphate metabolic process; glycolytic process. The transcript has 6 exons. Gene Ontology annotation, molecular function: fructose-bisphosphate aldolase activity.
AGCAGGCGCUUCACUUCUCACCCCCCCUAAGGAAAGGCUGCAAUUGCAAGCUUGUGUCAAAGAAGAGGGUAGCACCUGAUCCUCUUGCCUUUGGAGCCAGAAACAAUGGCCUCGGCUACUAUCCUCAAAUCGUCUUUCCUUCCCAAGAAGUCCGAAUGGGGCGCCACCCGCCAGGCUGCCACUCCCAAGCAGAUGACCGUCUCCAUGGUUGUCCGUGCCAGCGCAUACGCUGAUGAACUUGUCAAGACCGCGAAUACCAUCGCAUCACCAGGAAGGGGCAUCCUAGCCAUGGAUGAGUCCAAUGCUACCUGUGGAAAGAGACUUGACUCGAUUGGCCUUGAGAACACUGAGGCUAACCGCCAGGCUUACCGUACCCUCCUUGUCACUCCACCAGGCCUGGGAAAUUACAUCUCUGGUGCUAUCCUCUUCGAGGAGACCCUCUACCAAUCGACUGUUGAUGGCAAGAAGAUUGUUGACAUCCUUGUCGAGCAGGGAAUCGUUCCCGGCAUCAAGGUUGACAAGGGUCUUGUGCCACUCGUUGGUUCCAACGACGAGUCAUGGUGCCAAGGUCUUGAUGGCCUUGCCUCCCGUGAGGCAGCCUACUACCAGCAAGGCGCCCGCUUCGCCAAGUGGCGCACUGUCGUCAGCAUCCCCAACGGCCCAUCUGAGCUUGCUGUCAAGGAAGCUGCAUGGGGUCUUGCCCGUUACGCUGCCAUCUCUCAGGACAACGGUCUGGUGCCGAUUGUGGAGCCGGAGAUCCUGCUGGACGGCGAGCACGGCAUCGACAGGACCUUCGAGGUGGCGCAGAAGGUGUGGGCGGAGACUUUCUACUACAUGGCCCAGAACAACGUCUUGUUCGAGGGCAUCCUCCUCAAGCCCAGCAUGGUGACACCCGGCGCCGAGUGCAAGGAGCGGGCCACCCCUGAGCAAGUCGCCAGCUACACCCUCAAGCUCCUCCAGAGGAGGAUCCCUCCUUCCGUCCCCGGCAUCAUGUUCCUGUCGGGCGGGCAGUCAGAGGUGGAGGCAACGCUGAACCUGAACGCGAUGAACCAGUCGCCGAACCCGUGGCACGUGUCCUUCUCAUACGCGAGGGCGCUGCAGAACACGUGCCUGAAGACGUGGGGAGGACGGCCGGAGAACGUGGCGGCGGCGCAGGAGGCACUGCUGCUGCGCGCCAAGGCAAACUCCCUGGCGCAGCUGGGGAAGUACACCAGCGACGGCGAGGCCGCCGCCGCCAAGGAAGGCAUGUUCGUCAAGAACUACAGCUACUGAUCCUAAUCGCAUCAAGCUUCAACGCCUGUGAGUGAAAACCAGUGAUGAGAGUGCUGCUGCUAGCUAGCGCCGGCAUUGAUGAGCUUGAGAGGGCACUGUAGCCAGUGUGUCAGUCGUUGUUAAAUUACAGGUUGAGAUCAUCAGCGUACUCCGAUGGGAGAUGGACAUCAGAAAGUAUACUGUGUUUUACCACCCUAAUUAAGUAAACAACUUUUGGAAUGGUGAUUA